This is a messenger RNA of Helianthus annuus (common sunflower), 1614 nucleotides long. RefSeq names its product O-fucosyltransferase 37. The record is from RefSeq and is a predicted model, not a curated record. NCBI's taxonomy places the organism in Eukaryota, Viridiplantae, Streptophyta, Magnoliopsida, Asterales, Asteraceae. Gene Ontology annotation, cellular component: cytoplasm. Bases 60 to 1508 code for a protein of 482 amino acids. The transcript has 6 exons.
GUGCCCACUUCCGUUACACACACACACACAUCCCCUUCGUUCUCUCUCAAUCAGCUCUAAUGGUGAAACCUAAAUCCAUCAAGAAUCACCCUCGAUUUGUCCUCCUCUUCACCCCGAAAACACCCCAAAAAUCACCCUUCACACCUUCAACAUACAUCCUCCUAUCGAUCACUCUCAUACUCGCUUCGAUCCUAUGUUUUACGACAAUCAAUCCGUUCGUUAUCAAGAUCCACACAUCUACACACUCACCUCUUCUUCUAGCUUCAAUAUCCUCCGUAUACCAAGAUCCGAAUGCAGAUGAUAACAAUUCACCAGUAACUCUCUCCGUCCCUUCAAUUGUGCCGUUACCGCCUCGUUCAGUGGCUGGAACCGAGUUCUGGGACCAGCCCGACGGAGAAGGGUACCGCCCAUGUUUGGGGUUUAGUUUGAAGUAUCGAAGGCGGUCGGUGAAGAUUGUGAAUGAGAAGAAGAGGUUUUUAGUUGUUGUGGUUUCUGGUGGGUUGUUGCAGAUUAGGAAUCAGAUUGUUGAUGCGGUUAUUAUCGCGAGAAUUCUCGAAGCUUCGUUGGUUUUGCCCGUACUUAAGGGAGACGAGAGUGAGUUUUCUGAAAUAUUUGAUGUAGAGCACUUUAGGAAGACUUUAAAAGCGGACAUUCGAGUAGCGUCGUCACUGCCCUCUACACGUUUAGUUUCGUGGCAGUCGUUAGAGAAUCAAAUUCCACAUAACGUCCCUCCGUUUUGGAUACAGGCAAGAUUCUUCAAGAAACUCAACGAAGACGGGUCUCUAGUGUUAACGGGGUUGGAUUCGAAACUUUCAAAGAAUCUUUCACCUGAUCUUCAAAAGCUUAAAUGCAAGGUAGCCUUUCAUGCACUGAAAUUUGCAAAACCAGUUAGAGAUCUUGGUAACCGAAUUGCAAGAAGAAUGUGGAUUGAAGGCCCGUAUGUAGCUGUUCAUCUCAGUCUUGAAAAAGAAUUGUGGGUCAGAACAGGUUGCCCAACAGGCUUAGGCCCAGAGUAUGAUGUCAUUAUAAGCGAAGAACGAGAGUCUAGCCCCGAGUUUCGGGCUACAAAUUCAAAUACUAAUUGCCCUCUUAAUGCCUUAGAAGCAGCAAGACUCCUUAAAGAAUCAGGGGCACCAGCAAAUGCUCGAGUGUACAUUGCAGGUAGUGAGCCGUUUGGGGGUGAUCGAGCCAUUCUGCCAUUGAAAACAGAGUUUGAAAAUGUGGUGACGAAAGAUAUGCUGGCUCGAGAUGGGGAACUUGGUCCAUACAGGAACAGAACCACUAUCUUGACCGCAAUCGACUAUGUUGUUUCAUUGAGUAGUGAUGUUUUUCUGCCUUCUUACAAUGGACACAUGGCCCGAGCAUUGCAGGGUCAUCGUGCGUAUGUGGGACACCGAAAAUAUGUAACAAUGUCUAUGGAUUUGAAGGGGCAACCACAACCGAGGGGUAAGAGGAGAGACCGGGAUGUAAUAGUGUAUCCAGUUCCAGAAUGUAUGUGUAAACACUAGCCAAUGAGCUGAGCUUAUUUUGGACAUACUUUAACCCACCCAUUUAGAAGAUUUUUUCAAUUGUAUGGACCCUGACUUGGAAUAAAUCAUAAAAGUUGCAAGUGAA